CUGAGAUUAGAGCAAAUCUGUUAGUGCCUGAAGGAAACAGAGACAGGUUCAGGUUUCAACUGGUAAUCCUUUACCAGAACUGAGAGAGAAUGCAGAGCAACAGCAAUACAAAGAAGCAAACAAAGGAUGUCAACAGCAAUCCUCUGCCAUCACUGGAGGAGAUCACAUCCUGGACACAGGGUUUUGACAAGGUGAUGAGGACUGAAGCUGGCAGGAACAUUUUCCGUGAGUUCCUGAGGACAGAGUACAGCGAGGAGAACAUGCUGUUUUGGCUGGCAUGUGAAGACUUCAAAAAGGAAAAGAAUUCAAAGGUAGUUGCAGAAAGAGCAAGGACAAUAUAUGAAGACUACAUUUCAAUACUGUCUCCAAGAGAGGUGAGUCUUGACUCUCGUGUGCGAGAAAUAGUCAACAGGAACUUGCUGAAUCCAUGCCCUCUUAUGUUUGAGGAUGCCCAGCUACAGAUAUACAGCCUAAUGCACAGGGACUCCUUCCCCAGGUUCUUGAACUCUGAGAUGUACAAGUCACUCAUUGAAAGGCCUAAGACAUCCGCCGAUACCAGCCCCAGUGCUGAAAGCUAAGCUCGGACCCCCUGAAAGCACAAGGAAAUGGAACAGUAGAAUUUGGAAACAGUUGCACACUUAACACUUGUAUAGCACACUCCUAUAUUUGCACAACUUCUAUCACAUACAUACUAACAAGAUGCUAUUUGGAACAUACAGAUACAAUCAUUACAUGUGUACAUCUACAUAGUCACAUUAACAUGAGAGCAAGUAUGCAGAGUUAUACACACAUGGACACAUGCAUAGUCAUUCACAAAACAUACUUUUGUGCAUUCAUGAAAGCACAUUCACUCCUGCAUACAUGUAUAUAUUCUCCAACAUUUGCACCUACAGGUGCUGACACGUUGUAUUAAGACACUAUCCACUUGUGUACACACUCCUACACACACACACACACACACACACACACACACACACACACACACAGACACACACAUAUGUGUGGAAAUAAUAAUGAUUAAAGCAGUAUAAAGCUCUAUAGCCUGCUUGCUGGAGAUCCCUGUUUAGCUUUACUUGGGCUGUUGUGACUAACUGAAUAUCAAGUUCACCUUUAAAGAAAGUAUAUACAUAUAAUAUCAUCGGAAUAAAGGUUUUGCUCACUGCCUCAGUUACAAACACAAAGACAAAAGCCAAGAAUGUUUGUUCUUUUUUCUAAGAAAAGAUGUUUUGUUAUUUGCCGAGGUUUCAUUUUUGUUCCCUGUAGCAGCAACAUACCAAGUUGGUCACGAGUAGAGUAGGUAACCAGCUGCCUGCAGCAUCUCCAAACAUUGAUCAGAGGCAGCAAACACUACCUUGGAGAGGUUUGGAGGGACGGGGGCUUCAAGUGCUCCCAACGAACGUUUGCCUGAUCAGAGUGCAGAACAUGCAGCAGUGUGACACUGUUCUUCAAAGAGCACUGGGGCCUCCUGAGGUAGCUAUAAGCGAGUUUAGAAAUUCUAGUCUUUCUUUCUUUAUGGCAGGAUACUGGCAGCAGGAUUUUAUGAAAUGUAAUAAGCACAAAAAAAUUAAAAGGCACUUUUUUUAGGGGGAAGGGGUUGCAAGUUACCGGUGUCAGUAAUUCUGAUCAUUUUGACAGAUACAGGAACAUAUUUAUUUAUCUUGAUAGAGAUUGCAAUUAUUUAAUGUGUGUGUGUGUGAGUGUGUGUGAAUAAAAGCUCGGGGAUCUCUGUUA
Molecule: messenger RNA, 1731 nt
Organism: Stegostoma tigrinum
Lineage: Eukaryota; Metazoa; Chordata; Chondrichthyes; Orectolobiformes; Stegostomatidae
Product: regulator of G-protein signaling 17-like
Exons: 3
Coding region: 90-578 (162 amino acids)
Source: RefSeq, a predicted model, not a curated record